Messenger RNA from Zingiber officinale, 1483 nucleotides. RefSeq names its product N-glycosylase/DNA lyase OGG1. The record is from RefSeq and is a predicted model, not a curated record. Gene Ontology annotation, molecular function: damaged DNA binding; 8-oxo-7,8-dihydroguanine DNA N-glycosylase activity. NCBI's taxonomy places the organism in Eukaryota, Viridiplantae, Streptophyta, Magnoliopsida, Zingiberales, Zingiberaceae. The transcript is spliced from 3 exons. Gene Ontology annotation, cellular component: nucleus. Bases 31 to 1290 code for a protein of 419 amino acids. Gene Ontology annotation, biological process: base-excision repair; nucleotide-excision repair; base-excision repair, AP site formation.
UCUCGGUGAGGAUACUGUCACCUUCGGUGAAUGCUAGGAAGGACACCGCCCCGCUCUUUAGGGUACUCUCCGUCGUUCCCCAAUUCCCUAGCCACCCUCGCCGGAAUCAUGAGGAAAGCGCGGAGGACAACGCCGCCGCCUCCCUCCACCCCUUCUCCUUCUCCGCCUUCUCCUCCUUGGAAAGAGAGAUCUGUUCUCACCGCCCCCGCCGCGCUCAAGCCCCAGCGAUCUCUCGCUGCUCAUCUUUCCGCCGCAGCCUCCGCCGAUUGGGAGCUGCUCCCGCUACCCCGCUCCGAGCUUUCCCUAUCCGUAACCCUACCCACUGGACAGACCUUCCGUUGGCGUCGCACCGGUUCCUCACACUACACAGGCGUCGUAGGUCCGCACCUCCUUUCCCUCCAGCACCUCGAGAGCGACCCCGCCGGCCGCGUCGCCUUUGUCCUCCAUAAUCCAGGCAGCUCCGAUUCCUCUUCCGCUCGGUCCGUCCUUUCCGACUUCCUCAACGUUCACGUGUCUCUCGGGGACCUCUGGGACCGUUUUUCCCUUGCCGAUGCUCGCUUUGCUGAGCUCGCGAGCCGGUUUGACGGUGGCGCCCGCAUCCUCCGUCAAGACCCGGUGGAGUGCGUCUUCCAGUUCCUCUGCUCCUCUAACAAUAAUAUCGGCCGCAUUGAGAAGAUGGUCGGCGUGCUCUCGUCAUAUGGGGAGUACCUCGGGACGGUCGGAGGAUUUGAUUUCCAUGAAUUCCCGUCGCUUGAGAGGCUAUCUCUAGUCACAGAGCAGCAGCUCCGAGAAGCUGGAUUUGGUUACAGGGCAAAAUACAUUGUAGGUGCAGUUAAAAUUUUGCAAGGAAAACCUGGAGGAGGCGCCAAGUGGCUUGCCUCUCUUCGUAGUCUGGAGCUUGAAGAGGUGAUUGAUGCUCUCUGUAUUCUACCAGGGGUGGGACCUAAGGUUGCUGCUUGCAUUGCUCUUUUCUCCUUGGAUCAACACCAUGCGAUUCCUGUCGACACUCAUGUUUGGCAGAUUGCAACCAAAUACCUAAUGCCAGAGCUUGCUGGCACGCGGUUGAGUCCCAAGCUGUAUAAGUCCAUCUCUGAGGCGUUUGUGGCCAAGUUUGGUGAAUACGCCGGCUGGGCGCAGAAUGUGCUCUUCAUCGGCGAGUUACCUUCUCACAAGGCUUCUGUUGAAUUGUGUGCUGGGGAAAAUAAAUCUGCCAACGGUGGAAAACGGGGGAGGAAAAGAGCAGCUGCUUCUUUGGAACAAGAUGUCUCCCGUUCCAUCGUCAUUAAGUAGGAGGAUGAAGUAGUAUCCAGUAUUGCUAACCCAUAGUCAAUGUUAACUUGGCUCGCUGAAUUUGAGAUGAUGACUUAUUGCCGCUCGAAUUUUCAGAAUUUUUAAUGAAUUUAACAUGAACUUUCGACCUGUUAACGAGUGUGAAUAUUACAAAAUUUAUAUAAUAUUUUUAUGUGAGUUUGAACUAAUACAA